Messenger RNA from Mizuhopecten yessoensis (Yesso scallop), 2566 nucleotides. Its product is annotated as nucleolar complex protein 2 homolog. The transcript has 18 exons. The record is from RefSeq and is a predicted model, not a curated record. Gene Ontology annotation, molecular function: histone binding; transcription corepressor activity. Lineage: Eukaryota; Metazoa; Mollusca; Bivalvia; Pectinida; Pectinidae. Gene Ontology annotation, cellular component: Noc1p-Noc2p complex; nucleolus; Noc2p-Noc3p complex. Gene Ontology annotation, biological process: negative regulation of transcription by RNA polymerase II; ribosomal large subunit biogenesis. The coding region runs from base 48 to 2522 and encodes 824 amino acids.
GUCACAGCCAAUGAAAUUUAACAAAAUAAGUUCCGUCAUCAGCAGCAAUGGCAGCGCACAUGGCGAAAAGCAUGGCACCGAAGAAAAGAAAACUGAAAGACAUGAGUGUGGAUGAAUUCAUGAAGAGUGGAUUUGAUUCAGACAGCAGUGAUGAAAGCUCAGAGCCAGAAAUUCCCAAAAAGAAAAAAAUUGUGAAGAGUAAAAAGUCUGAAUUGACAGCUGCCUCUAAGCACAAACAAUCCCUGGAAAAGCUUGAGAAGUUAGACCCAGAGUUUUACAAAUUCUUAAAGAAUGAAGAUAAAUCACUACUCAAUUUUGAUGGCAAUGACGAAGAUGAUGAUGAAGACGAUGAUGAAGACGAUGAUGAUGACAAUGAAGAGGAGGAAUAUUCAGAUACAUCAGAGGAGGAUGUAAAACAAAGUCCUCAAAAAUCUUCUGGAAAGAAGUCAAAAGUGGAGCUUGACCUUGAUGACCUUGAUAACUACAGCACAGAUGAGGAGGAGGAGGAGGAGGACUCAAGUGAUGAGGAAGAUACAGGCAAAGGGCGCUUGCAUAAAUUACCAAAAAAACUUGAGGUUGCCAGUGAUGAGAGUGAGGAGGAGGAGGAGGAAGCAGAAGAAGCAGAAGAGGAGAGCACAGAUACCGUCCCAACAGUAAAGAAACAUAGAAAGGGAACAUUAGUCACACCUAGGUUGAUAAAGAAUUGGUCCAGAAGUUUAGAGACAAAACCGACUAUGGCAGUACUAAAGGAAGUGAUAGCUGCAAUGAAAGCUGCAGUAUUACAGGCAGGUGGAGAGGGGAAGGCCAAUAAAUAUGUUGUCAAGGGUAGCGACGUGUUCAAUGCCAUUGUGCGGAUGUGUCUGACCCAGGUGGCGCCAGCGCUUCAUCAGGUGAUAGGGCUACCCCCUAUAACUGACCUACAGAAACCCAUUGUACCUGCCAGUAAUAACAAAAAGUGGGUGAAAAUACGUGUUGAUGUGAAAAUCUAUCUGACAUAUUUAUUGAAGCUGGUGAGUGAGUUGUCAGAAGCAACCAUGAUCAACGUGAUCCUGAAGCAUAUACACAAACUGGUCGCCUUUUAUUCCUGUUUUCCAAAAAUAGCCAAGGUCAUGCUCAAGAAAAUGAUCUCUCUAUGGAGUACUGCAGAGGAGACAACACGAGUCAUGGCAUUCUUCUGUAUCAACAGACUUAUACACAUCAUGCAGACCGCUCUCCUUGACAUGUGUGUUAAGCAAAUGUACAUAGCCUACGUGAAGAACUGUAAAUUUACUUCACCCUCAACACUCCCGAUGAUCAACUUCAUGCAGCGCUCCCUGGUGGAGAUUUUUGCUAUUGAUGUUGUACGGGCGUACCAGUACGCGUUUGUUUAUAUCCGACAGCUUGCAAUACACCUGAGGAAUGCAAUCACAACCAAAAAACAGGAGAACUGCCAGGCUGUAUAUAAUUGGCAGUAUGUACACAGUCUGGGCCUAUGGGUGAGGCUGUUAAGUGCCACCCAUCCCAACCCCGUUCUGGAGCCCCUAAUAUACCCCCUUACACAGACGAUCAUAGGCACCAUCAAACUCCUCCCUAACUCCCGGUUUUAUCCACUGCGUUUCCACUGUGUUCGGCUGAUGACAAGUCUGUCUCAAGCGACGUCGACCUUUAUCCCAGUGUUACCAUUCCUGCUGGAGAUUUUCGAACAGAUUGACUUUAACAAACAGCACAAGAAAACCAGCGUCAAGCCAUUCAACUUUGCCUGUAUCCUUAAAUUCUCCAAAUCCCAGUUGAUGGAAAGGUCCUUCAAGGACGGAUUGGUUGAUCAGCUAUACGAAUUACUCCUGGACCAGCUAAAUGUCCACCAGAGUUCCGUGGGGUUCCCUGAGCUCGCGUUACCGGCCAUUCUACAGCUGAAGGACUUUCUGAAGAAAUGCAAGGUGGCUAACUACUGCAAACAGGUUCGUCAGAUCCUGGAUAAGGUGGAAGAGAAUUCCAAAUUUGUCACCAAUCGACGCAAGAGCUUCAAUGUUAAUCUUGCUGACACCAAAACCAUUGGAGCUUGGGAGAAAAAAUGUGAAGAGGCUGGAACUCCACUGGGAAAAUACUACAAGACCUGGAGAAAGCUGAGAGACCGUGAACUCCAGCACGUGAUUUCAGCCAAAGAACAGAUCACGGAUGUGGACGAUGGAAUACCAUUGAUAGUGAGACCCAAGGGCCCACAGAGGGCUACAGAGGACGACAAGAAGGACUUUGCUGCGCUAUUCGACACAGACAGUGAUGAAUCUGACGACGAGAUGAGAUUUCUCCCAAAAGCUGCAAAGUCUAAAAAGGCUGGUUCAGAAAGCGAUGACUACAGUGACUUUGAUAGUGAUGAACUGGAACAGUUGGCUCAAUCAGCAGAUGAGGACGGCGAUGACAGUGAUGAAGAAGAUGAACCAGAGGCUGAUGAAGACAGUGACAUUAACGGCGCCGAUGAGGACGAUGAAGAUAUCCCAGAUGUGGAUGAUGUUGUCGAAGACUUUGAAAUGUCAGACUCGGAUUAAAAUACUAUGAAUAUUAAUAAAAACAUCUAUUUUAUAAACAUCAA